Messenger RNA from Megalobrama amblycephala (Wuchang bream), 1545 nucleotides. RefSeq lists its product as uncharacterized. The record is from RefSeq and is a predicted model, not a curated record. NCBI's taxonomy places the organism in Eukaryota, Metazoa, Chordata, Actinopteri, Cypriniformes, Xenocyprididae. The transcript has 6 exons. The coding region runs from base 702 to 1301 and encodes 199 amino acids.
AUUAAUAAUUUUUCAUUUUAGUGUGUGUUUGUGCAUGCACGCAUGAGAUGAGAUGGCAAAGAUGAAUGUACAAAAUAUAUGCUUGCGAGAUCUCUUCAGUUACCUGGACUUCUGCCAUUUUUUAAUCCUUGUGAAAGAUAUGCCACUGAAACACAAUGGUUUGAUUUCUGGGAAUGCUUCGCUAAAACUGCAUAAUAAUGAUGACUUGUGAUCUGUAUCUAGUAGGCACACCCUUGCGUUGUGGAACCACAAAACAUCUUGAUCUCAGCCACAUCUCACGGGGGAACAGAUCAGACCCGCAACAACUUAAGAAGAGAAUGACGAUUCCGAUGAUCACUAUGGUUGGGCUCGUACUCAUCUUUGUGGGACCAUGUAUGGGUAUGGCCUAUCAACUCACAGGAAAUGUUGCUUUGAAAAGUGUGACCCACCAGUCCGUUGACUUGUUGAACAGUUUACACCGCUUCCAAUGCUGUUGAUGGAAACAAAGCAACAAAUUUAGCAAAAAAUUCCUGCACUUACAUAACUGCAAAAAGAAACCCAUGGUGAAGAGUUACCCUGCAACAGCCUUACAAAAUUGUCAUGGUUGCCAUUACCAACCGGGGUGAUUGUUGUGCCGAUAGGAUCGAUGGAGCUGAGAUUCGUAUUGGGAACAGCCUUGACAACGACGGCAACCACAAUCAGCUGUUUCAAAAGUGUAUUCUAUGCAGGCUGGGAAAACACAGAAGUUCAAGUUCAGCCCCUCAGAUGGACAGUAUGUUAAUGUUCUUUUACUAGGAGAGAACCACAUUCUGACAGUAUGUGAGGUAGAGGUGUACGAAGUCUCUGAAGACAUGGUAGCAAUGAUACAGUCUGAGGGGAUUAACGUGGCACCAAAAGGACAAGCUACCCAGUCCAAUCAAGGUUCUACAGCAUGCCUGAGUCUUGCACAAAAUGCCAUUGACUGGAACCGGCAGUAUGACCUAUUCAAAGGCUCUUGCACUCAAACGAAUACUGAAAGUGAUCCCUGGUGGAGACUGGUUCUAAUGAAAACUUAUACAAUUGUAUCAGUGGCUCUUACCAAUCGCGGUGACUGCUGCACCGAGCAACUGAAUGGAGCGGUGGUUCACAUUGGAGAUUCACUAGAGUCUGAGGGCCAUGCAAAUCCAGUGUGUGAUAAAGUGUUCUUCAUCCCUGCAGGAGGGACAGGAAAGUUCCGGUGUGACAGUGCUCUUCAAGGCUGUUAUGUGACUGUGGGUCUUCCUGGGGAAAACAGGACUCUGAGCUUGUGUGAAGUGGAGGUGUUCAGGGUUCCAACAGAAUAGUGCAGUUUUUGUUUUGUUUUUUGUUUUUUAGCAGUAGACUAAUUACAAUAUUUUUUUAUAAUUCCAAUUUACUGGAAUUUGAAUUAUCUAUACCUGUUACAAAUAUUUGCAUGAGAAACAAAAUCAUUGUCUUUAAAUGCUCAGUAACACAUCAAAAGUAUAUUUCUCACUUUUAUUAGUUAACAAUAGUUAAUAUGAAUGUUCGGUCCAAUUCUUAUCAGCUUGUUUUAAUAAAAAGUGUGCA